Thecamonas trahens ATCC 50062 is the source of this 1188-nucleotide messenger RNA. Its product is annotated as ribosomal-protein-alanine acetyltransferase. NCBI's taxonomy places the organism in Eukaryota, Apusomonadida, Apusomonadidae. Gene Ontology annotation, biological process: mitophagy; endosome organization; aggrephagy. Gene Ontology annotation, cellular component: aggresome; amphisome. Gene Ontology annotation, molecular function: K63-linked polyubiquitin modification-dependent protein binding; acyltransferase activity, transferring groups other than amino-acyl groups; zinc ion binding. The coding region runs from base 1 to 1188 and encodes 395 amino acids. The record is from RefSeq and is a predicted model, not a curated record. The transcript has 2 exons.
AUGGCCGAGCCUUCCCCCGAGCCCCAGCAUGUAGCGGUCCACAACGCCGUGUGUGACGUCUGUCAACUGCGGAUCAUCGGCUUGCGGAUGCGGUGCACCGGGUGUGUCGACUUUGAUGUCUGCGGCGAUUGCUUCGUCGAAGGAGGCCAUGUCGGUCAUGCCACCAAUCACAUCCUCAUUCCCAUCCCGUUGGACGGCCACGACAAUGUCGAGCCUCCUACCUCGCCGGCAGCGCCUGUUGUCCACCCGAUGUGCGUCUGCGAUGGCUGUUUUCCCAUCGAGGCCGACAUCGUGCCGGUCGCAGUAGCCCCGCUCGUUGGCGCCCGCUGGCUCUGCCUCGUCUGCGACGAUGUUGAUCUCUGCGAGCGCUGCUUUGCCGCAGACACGCAUCCGCCGGCGCACCCGAUGCUGCGGAUCGCACGUCCGCUCUCGUUUGCCGCACUUGCAUCCUUGCCGUCGGACUGGUUAGCAGAACUAGACGAAACCGGUGGAGCAGAUGAUGGUGUGCUGGUGCAGCCUGUUUCUUGCGCCGGAUGCACCCGGGCGCUGGCCGACCGCGACGAGGUCUACCUCUGCGCACACUGCUCAUGCACAGCGCUCUGUGUCUCCUGUUUUGGUGCUGCACCGAUCCUACAUACCGAGCACAAUGCCUGGAUUCGCCUCCGCUCGCUCGAUCUGGUGCCGCGCUCUGCUCUCGCCCGCACGCGCCUCCUCUGCCCGCCAUUUGUGGCGGCAGGCAAGCGGAGCCAGCGCGCACUCACGAGCCAGUCGCUCGGCGUGCCGCACCAGCUCUCGGCGCCCAAGGUUGAGAUCGAGCUCGAUGUUGCCCGCGACUCCGACGUGCCGGCUGUUGCCUCUCUCGACGCCGCCUGCUUUGACGAGCCGUGGCCCGAAGACGCCUUCUGGUUCGCACUCGACCAUCCGCACGUCGCCACGCUUCUCGUGGCUCGCGCCGGCGACUUUCUUGCCGGCUACAUUCUGUUCGGCAUGCAUGUUCGCCGCCGCCGAGCACUAAUCACGUCACUGGCCGUCGACAACCGGCUCCGUGGCAGGUGCAUCGGUGCCUCGCUCCUUGAUGAGGCCACGGCGGUCAUCGCCGCAUCAGGUACCAUCUCCGAGAUCGUCCUCCAUGUUGCCUUCCACAACGAGCCGGCCGAGCGGCUGUACCGCUCGCUACUACGGCGGUGA